CAAUGAGGUAACAGCUUGCCCUUGCGUUUGGCUUCUCCUCCGCCCAACACGUUUCAAUGGCAAUAGUUUCUCCGCCCUUUCUCACUCCUCCAUCUUGUCUGCAACUUCACCGGCGAAUCUUUUUCACUGCUUCCAGAACGGUGACUCGUUGUUCUUCCGAAUCGAAUUCGGCGCCGAAGGUUGUGGUCACCAGAGAGCGAGGCAAGAAUGGCAAGCUCAUUAACGCUCUGGCCAGACAUGGGAUCAGUUGUUUGGAGCUUCCCCUAAUUCGGCAUGUCCAGGGGCCUGAUUUGGAUAGGCUUUCUUCCGUGUUAACUGCAGAUACUGUGUUCGACUGGAUUAUCAUAACCUCCCCUGAAGCGGGUUCUGUCUUUCUAGAAGCAUGGAGAUCUGCUGGAAAUCCAAAUGUUAGGGUAGGUGCUGUAGGAGCUGGGACGGCAAGCAUUUUUCAGGAAGUAAUGCAGUCAUCUAAGCAAUCUCUACAUGUUGCUUUUAUGCCCUCGAAAGCAACUGGGAAAGUAUUGGCUUCUGAACUUCCAAAGAACGGGAAUGGAAAAUGCACUGUCUUGUAUCCUGCGUCUAUGAGAGCUGGCAACGAGAUUGAGGAAGGCCUGUCUAAUCGUGGAUUUCAGGUUGUGAGGCUAAACACAUACACAACAGUACCCGUUCACCAUGUUGACCAAGAGGUUUUGGAGCAGGCACUCUCUGCCCCCGUUGUUGCAGUUGCUUCGCCUUCUGCAGUUCGAGCCUGGGUGAAUCUUAUCUCAGAAUCGGCAUGGAGUAAUUCAGUUGCUUGUAUCGGCGAGACAACUGCCUCCAUGGCAAGAAGGCUAGGCUUGGAAAACGUUUGCUACCCAACACAACCUGGUCUUGAAGGAUGGGUAGGCAGCAUCCUUGAAGCUUUGACUGCAGACAAUAGUCGCUAAAAAUUCACGUCAGUCUCCAGGCUUGGCAGUCCAGGAAGAGUUGUCAACAGACUUAAGGAUGGGAUAUUGACCUCUCUACCAUGGAGCUGCAAUUUUGGGGUAGACGGGUUGCCAGACCAGAAUAAAAUGCAGGAGAUAAACAGAACUGAAGAGCUUCGAAAUGUAUUUUCAUUCCAUGGGACGGAUUACAUGUUGACCAGGCUUUCCUUCAAGGUUAGUGCAGAGACUGAACAAGAAAGAUUUUCAGCCUCCAUAUGCAAUAUUUUAGUUGUAAACAUAUCAAUUCUUUAACACGAAAGUGCUAGGUAUUGACAUGAGAUUUGAUGUAAGAGAUGAUCGUUGAAUGUAUAGAUCUCUUAUUUCUAG
Messenger RNA from Tripterygium wilfordii, 1292 nucleotides. RefSeq names its product uroporphyrinogen-III synthase, chloroplastic. The record is from RefSeq and is a predicted model, not a curated record. The transcript is spliced from 10 exons. Gene Ontology annotation, molecular function: uroporphyrinogen-III synthase activity. Gene Ontology annotation, biological process: uroporphyrinogen III biosynthetic process. The coding region runs from base 57 to 926 and encodes 289 amino acids. Gene Ontology annotation, cellular component: chloroplast. Lineage: Eukaryota; Viridiplantae; Streptophyta; Magnoliopsida; Celastrales; Celastraceae.